Didymella exigua CBS 183.55 is the source of this 456-nucleotide messenger RNA. RefSeq lists its product as uncharacterized. The transcript is spliced from 3 exons. NCBI's taxonomy places the organism in Eukaryota, Fungi, Ascomycota, Dothideomycetes, Pleosporales, Didymellaceae. Bases 1 to 456 code for a protein of 151 amino acids. The record is from RefSeq and is a predicted model, not a curated record.
AUGGCCGGACGCAGGUUUGCUACUUUCGGUGGUCUCGCCGCUGUCGGUGGAGCUACCUACUACCUCUACAGCGCGGGCGGUGACGCAAAACUUGCUGAAAAGAAGUUUGAGCACGAUGCUGCCAAUGUGACAAGGAGAGUCCGCGGUGACUUCCCUGGUCAGGACAAGGAGGCCAAGAAGGCAGGCGAGGAGGGAUAUGAGGCUGUCCGCGCAACCGCACAAGACUACGUACCUCAGAACAAAGCUCAGGAGUACAGUGCCGAGGCCCAGGCCAAGUACAACUCUCUGAGCGUCGAGGCGAAGAAAAAGUGGGAUGAAGCCCGCGUCCGGGGCGACGAGUUCACCCGCGAGACCAGCAAGGACUUCAACGCUGCCGUCGACAGGUUCGACAAGGAGGUCACCAAGGAUGCCGCACAAGCAAAGAGCUGGUUGGGUUCCUGGUUCGGUGGUAAGUAG